AUGGAAGUCCGAAAUCGUUUGUUAGCAGAAUUCCGGCUGGUGUUUCCCCAUAAACGCAUCGAGUUAUUCGCAGUAGGAUCAACAAUUAAUGGUUGUGGAAGUUACAAUUCAGACAUGGAUUUAUGUUUAUGUAUUCCUAUGGACUUAGAACUCAUGUAUUCUACUGAGCGAAUUGCUGCGAUAAAAACUUUACGCCGACUGAAUACUGCAAUCAAGAUGAAGCCAUCUUUACGUCAGAUCGUUCGGAAAAGUGAGCUCAUUCCAGCUAAG
Messenger RNA from Cooperia oncophora, 270 nucleotides. Lineage: Eukaryota; Metazoa; Nematoda; Chromadorea; Rhabditida; Trichostrongylidae. The record is from the annotation of a GenBank genome assembly.